AUGAAGUGCUUUUUUCCCUUGUCCUUCUGUCUCUAUUUAUCUCUAUCAUGGGCCCUUACGAAUAUAACGAUCGACGAUACCAGCAGCAUGAUCAACUACAAGGGGAGCUGGGAUAAUAGCAGCAGCCAUACCUCCUCAUUGGACUAUAAUGGUAGCCAUACAUUGAGUAGCCAGAACUCAGCUACCGCUACAUUCACGUUUACCGGUGUUGCUGUAUACUAUCUUUCCCCUUUAUGGCCGUAUUGGGUUAAUUCGACGAUUACAAUCGACGGCGGGGACGAGACAACCCUCAACCUCACGGAUCCCGUCGCUUCAACGACCGAUUCUGGUGGGUCAGAAUCAUCACCGUAUGGUGUACGGUGGAGCAAGACUGGACUGUCCAACUCUUCCCAUGAAGUCGUUGUCUCGAUGGCGCCUUCAGGUAACUGGGUAGUUGUGGAUGGAUUUAUGUGA
Molecule: messenger RNA, 453 nt
Organism: Desarmillaria tabescens
Lineage: Eukaryota; Fungi; Basidiomycota; Agaricomycetes; Agaricales; Physalacriaceae
Exons: 2
Coding region: 1-453 (150 amino acids)
Source: RefSeq, a predicted model, not a curated record